Molecule: messenger RNA, 963 nt
Organism: Mytilus trossulus (common blue mussel)
Lineage: Eukaryota; Metazoa; Mollusca; Bivalvia; Mytilida; Mytilidae
Exons: 6
Coding region: 1-963 (320 amino acids)
Source: RefSeq, a predicted model, not a curated record
AUGUCGUUUCCAUGUGCUUACUGUGAGAAGGAGGUCCGUCCUCGUCAACAUGCCUUUGAGUGUGAGACAUGUUCCUGUUGGCAGCAUCGUCUAUGUGACACAGGUGUUUCACUGGCUGAUUAUAGAAGACUGAUGUCCAAUGAGAUAGAGAUGUUUUUUGAGUGUUGUAACUGCUCUCCAGUCUUGGAAUGUGCAUCUGAGUGGGAACCAGUUGUAGAAGAUAAGCAACAUGAGAACGAGAGAGACAUCGGUCUGGUUGCCGCCCUAGAGGAGUCACUUGGUCCGGCGUCUGUAGAUUUGUCAAUUCCAGACUUAUCGUUCAACAUUUCCUUACCGUUUUAUCAUAAAAUUGUUAAAAGUGACUCAGACGACAGCUCAGACUCCGAUACAUCAGAUUCCUCAAUCGACAACCCUGUCCAAUCACAUUUCGCCAUCAAAAACCUAGACCAAUCAGAUUCCUCCUCAGACGAAUCCAUCACGUCAGAUUCCUCCAUCGAAGACAGACCUGUAACCUUUGAGGUAGUUGAGGGUGGUACUAUGAGAAAAGCAAAGAAGUUGGUCAGCAGCGACGGCUAUUCAUACACAGUAAAGAAUUCUACAUCACGUACUAUCCACUGGAAAUGCAGUGUUCGCAACAAGAACAUCUAUUGUAAAGCAACUGUUGCACAGAGGGGCCAGAACUUUAUCCGAGGGAUUCACCAACACAUUCACCGUAGUGACCCGAAUGUUGUACAAAAGACAAAGUUAAGAGCUGAGUUAAUGACAGAAGCUGCUCUCUAUACCCAUAAAUCUGCUGGUGCCAUUGUAAAAGAGAAGAUGCACACCAUCAGUGGCAGAGACGUCAACCUCCCCAAUCCUACCAACCUUACCAGAGCGAUCAACAGACUACGACAAGAGCGCCGUCUGAAGGAACCUACAGAUUUAAACUUGAGGUACGUCAUUAAAGCUAAGAUUUGUCAGUAA